Messenger RNA from Raphanus sativus (radish), 1480 nucleotides. RefSeq names its product transcription factor bHLH60. Gene Ontology annotation, cellular component: nucleus. The transcript has 6 exons. NCBI's taxonomy places the organism in Eukaryota, Viridiplantae, Streptophyta, Magnoliopsida, Brassicales, Brassicaceae. Gene Ontology annotation, biological process: regulation of DNA-templated transcription. The coding region runs from base 307 to 1299 and encodes 330 amino acids. The record is from RefSeq and is a predicted model, not a curated record. Gene Ontology annotation, molecular function: protein dimerization activity; DNA-binding transcription factor activity.
UUUACAGCUUUCUCUCUUUCUCUCUCUAUCGAACAGUCUCUUCUUCUCCACUAGCGAACGUUGCUUUCCUCCCUACUCAAAUUAGCUACGGAGUUUGUUCUUUUUUAUCUCUCAGACAAGAAAGAGAAAGAGAAAGAGAAAGAGAAAGAGAGUCUAUCUUACAAAACAACAAUACUUUCUUCUCGAAAGCUCUGUAAGAAAGAAAGAGUGAACUUCAAUUCAGACUCUUCGACCGCCACUGGCGCACCUUCCUAUGCUCGCUUACUGACAAAAGUUUAAACCUUUCUCUCUCUCCUCCUUCCGUUUAUGGAUCUGACAGGAGGAUUUGGAGCUAGAUACGACGGCGGCCAGGAAGCUACAGGGCUUGAAUCGCUUCAUCUAGGAGAUGAAUUGCGGCAACUACCUCCGGAUGGGUUCACGGCGUUGCUUGAGCUUCCUCCUACACAAGCCCUAAAGCUUCUCCAUUUCACUGAUUCCCCCUCUUCUUCUCCUCAAGCGGCGCCAAUUGCUCCACCAUCUUUUGCUUCUAACUUGGCCCUCAUGGAGCGACCCGCUCGUUUCUCCACUGAGCAUCAGCAAAACGGUACUAAUCUCUCCGGUGAGACUACGACGAGCUCCAGCGUCAAAACAGAGCCUGCUGAGACCAAUUCUUCAUCUCAAGCGGUGAACAAUCGAUCUGGCAAGAGGAAAGAUUCCGACAACAAGCCUAAAAGCUCUACGAAGAAGAAGAACAAAAGCUCUGAAGAGAAGGAGAAGCUGCCUUAUGUUCAUGUUAGAGCUCGCCGUGGUCAAGCAACUGAUAGCCAUAGCUUAGCAGAACGAGCAAGAAGAGAGAAGAUUAAUGCACGAAUGAAGUUGUUACAAGAACUUGUCCCUGGCUGUGAUAAGGUUUGUCUCUCAGAUACUAAGAUUCAAGGUACAGCUUUGGUGUUGGAUGAAAUCAUUAACCAUGUCCAGUCUUUACAACGUCAAGUGGAGAUGCUAUCAAUGAGACUUGCUUCAGUAAACCCCAGAAUCGACUUUAAUCUAGACACCAUACUGGCUUCAGAAAACGGUUCUUUAAUGGAUGGGAGCUUCAACUGUACAGCAAUGCAGGUUUCCUGGCCUCAUCAAGUGAUUGAGACAGAACAGCCCUAUCAUCAACACCGGCAACUGCAACAACCGCAACAGUGGCCUUUUGAUGUCUUGAACCAGCGGGCUUGGGGAAGAGAAGAGGAUCAAGAUCAUGGCAACGACCACAACAGUUUGAUGGUGGGUUCUGCUAAUUUGCACCCGAACCAGGUCAAAAUGGAGUUGUAAGUUUGGGGGAAAACAGUAGUUUAUGUAUGUUUGUAUAUAUCAUGUAAGCUUUGUAUACAAAUAGAUAUCUGUGAUUCUGUUAAGAAGGUAUCAGUCAUUUCAUUCAGUAAGACAAAACUGGUAUAUGUUUAUUUCAUACUUUUACCAAAUUUCCGCAAUGUAGUAUUACUUUUUCAUCUAA